AUGGAUCCUGAAGUGAGGCUUAGUAGCCCACCAGGGAAGCCCAAAGACUCAUCCAGUGUUGAUGGUCAGUCAGUGGUGACCCCAGUUGGACCAGAAACUGGAGGAGAGAAAGAUGGACCAGAAGAAGAGGAAGAAGAGGACUUUGAUGACCUCACCCAAGAAGAGAAAGAUGAAAUGUCAUCAGCUUCUGAGGAAUCUGUGUUUUCUGUCCCAGAACUCCAGUUUUAUAAGAAGACCAAACAGCUGCCAGUCUUAGUAAAAUGCUGUGAAGAGAUCCAGCCACAUCAGUGGAAGCCACCUGUAGAGAGAGAAGAACACCGGCUCCCAUUCUGGUUAAAGGCCAGUCUGCCGUCCAUCCAGGAAGAACUGCAGCACAUGGCUGAUGGUGCUAGAGAGGUAGGAUAUGUGACUGGAACCACUGAGAUCAACUCAGAUCAUGGCCUAGAAAAAGACAACUUGGAGUUGGAGAGUGAAACUCGGUACCCACUGCUAUUGCCUAAGGGUGUGGUCCUGAAACUGAAGCCAGUUGCCACCCGUUUCCCCAGGAAGGCUUGGAGACAGAAGCGCUCAUCAGUCCUGAAGCCCCUCCUUAUCCAGCCCAGCCCCUCUCUCCAGCCUAGCUUCAACCCUGGGAAAACACCAGCCCAAUCAACUCAUUCAGAAGCCCCUCCGAGCAAAAUGGUGCUCCGGAUUCCUCACCCGAUCCAGCCAGCCACUGUCUUGCAGACAGUUCCAGGUGUCCCUCCACUGGGGGUCAGUGGAGGUGAGAGUUUUGAGUCUCCUGCAGCACUGACUGCUAUGCCCCCUGAGGGCAGGACAAGCUUCCCUCUGUCUGAAUCCCAGACUUUGCUCUCUUCUGCCCCUGUGCCCAAGGUAAUGCUGCCCUCCCUUGCCCCUUCUAAGUUUCGGAAGCCAUAUGUGAGACGCAGACCCUCAAAGAGAAGGGGAAUCAAGACCUCUCCCUGUAUGAAACCUGCCCCUGUUAUCCACCACCCUGCAUCUGUUAUCUUCACUGUUCCUGCUACCACUGUGAAGAUUGUGAGCCUUGGCAGUGGCUGUAACAUGAUCCAGCCUGUCAAUGCGGCUGUGGCCCAGAGUCCCCAGACUAUUCCCAUUACCACCCUCUUGGUUAACCCUACUUCCUUCCCCUGUCAAUUGAACCAGCCCCUUGUGGCCUCCUCUGUCUCACCCUUAAUUGUUUCUGGCAAUUCUGUGAAUCUUCCUAUACCAUCCACCCCUGAAGAUAAGGCCCGCGUGAAUGUGGACAUUGCAUGUGCUGUGGCUAAUGGGGAAAAUGCCUUUCAGGGCCUAGAACCCAAAUUAGAGCCCCAGGAACUGUCUCCUCUCUCUGCUACUGUUUUCCCCAAAGUGGAACAUAGCCCAGGGCCACCACCAGCAGAUGCAGAGUGCCAAGAAGGAUUGUCAGAGAACAGUGCCUGUCGCUGGACUGUUGUGAAAACAGAGGAGGGAAGACAAGCUCUGGAGCCGCUGCCUCAGGGAAUCCAGGAGUCUCUAAACAACCCUACCGCUGGGGAUUUAAACGAAGUUGUCAAGGUGGAACCUGAAGAUGCUAGAGAGGAAAUCAGUGGAUCCCCUGAGCUUGACAUUUGUGAUGACAUCAAAGAGGAACAUGCUGUGGAAUUGGACACUGGUGUCCCAAGCGAGGAGUUGAACAGUGCUAGAGAGGUAAAGAAACAGACAGUCUUACAGAAGGAAGAGGAGAGGAGUCAGCCAGCCAAAACCCCUUCAUCUUCUCAAGAGCACCCUGAUGAAGGAACCUCAGUGACAGAUGUGAACAAAGGAUCAUCAAAGAAUGCUUCGUCCUCGAUGGAUCCUGAAGUGAGGCUUAGUAGGCCCCCAGGGAAGCCAGAAGACUCACCCAGUGUUGAUGGUCAGUCAGUGGAGAUUCCAGUUGGGCCAGAAACUGGAGGAGAGAAGAAUGGGCCGGAGGAAGAGGAAGAAGAGGACUUUGAUGACCUCACCCAAGAUGAGGAAGAUGAAAUGUCAUCAGCUUCUGAGGAAUCUGUACUUUCUGUCCCAGAACUCCAGGAAACAAUGGAGAAACUGACUUGGCUGGCAUCUGAAAGGCGCAUGAGUCAGGAGGGUGAGUCUGAAGAAGAGAAUUCUCAGGAGGAGAACUCUGAGCCGGAAGAAGAGGAGGAAGAAGAAGCAGAAGGAAUGGAAAGCCUGCAGAAAGAGGAUGAAAUGACGGAUGAAGCAGUUGGAGACUCAGCUGAGAAGCCUCCUUCUACUUUUGCCUCAUCUGAGACUGCUCCAGAAGUGGAAACCAGCGGAACUCCACCAGCUGAGUUAGGCAAGCCUAUACUGAAGGACCAGUCUCACUUAACCUCAUUGUCUAGAGGACAGUGUGCAGAGUGGAUAGCUUAUAAACAGAUGGAGGAUUUCCAGAGGAAACCCUCUGGAUCUCUUCUGCAACCCCCCACCCCCAAAACACGUUUAAUGUGUUAUCUUUGUGGAGAACGGAUACUCAGAAUUUUUUUUUUGAGAUGGAAUCCCCUCAGGGAGCAGAAGGACUUGGCUUUUGCCCAAGCUUGUCUGACCAGGUUUGAGGAGCAGCAGGCUUUUGAGAAGAGCCGCAAGUUCCUUCGGCAGCUGGAGAUUUGCUUUGCAGAGAACCCCUCACACCACCAGAAGAUUAUCAAGGUCCUCCAGGGCUGUGCAGACUGCCUUCCCCAGGAGAUCACCGAGGUAUUCUUUCCUGUCCUGCUUUCUUCCUGUUGUCUUCUGGGCCUUAGACCUUUCCCUUGUCUCUUUCCCCAACCUACUCCAUACCUUUUUGCCUCUGGAGUGUCAUGGGUCUGUGGCAGCAAAUCCUACAAGAGCAAGGAGCCCCAUGAGGCCACCCAGAUCAAGACUGUCAGGACCACCAGAAAGGGAGAGAUGCCUGUUUCAGGAUUGCCAGUGGGGGGCACUUUGCCGUCCCCUCGAGAAGUGACUCUUACAGAACGGCUCCUCCUGGAUGGCCCACCACCUCAUUCACCAGAGACUCCUCAAUUUCCCCCCAAAACUGGAGCUGUACUGUACACUGUUAAGAGAAACCAGGUUGGGCCUGAGGUUCUCUCCUGCCCCAAGGCAUCCCCCAGACUUCAGAAAGAGAGGGAGGGCCAAAAGGCAGUGGGUGAGUCAGAGGCUUUGAUGCUGGUCUGGGAUGCAUCAGAAACUGAGAAAUUGCCUGGUACCGUGGAACCCCAUGCUUCCUUCCUGAGUCCUGUUUCCUCAAAGACCAGAGAUGCAGGGAGAAGACAUGUGUCCGGGAAACCAGACACUCAAGAGAGAUGGCUGCCCUCAAGCAGAGGUAGGGUGAAGACAAGAGACAGGACAUCCCCUGUCCAUGAAUCUCCAUCAGGAAUUGACACGUCAGAGACUUCUCCCAAAGCCCCUAGAGGGGGUUUGUCUAAAGACAGUGGAACACAGGGCAAGGGUCCAGAGGGGGAGCAGCAGCCAAAGGCCACAGAAGCUACAGUGUGUGCCAACAACAGCAAGGUCAGCUCCACUGGGGAAAAGGUUGUCCUGUGGACAAGGGAAGCUGACCAUGUGAUCCUCACCAUGUGCCAGGAGCAAGGGGCACAGCCACAGACCUUCAGCAUCAUCUCCCAGCAGCUGGGAAAUAAGACCCCUGCUGAGGUCUCCCACCGUUUUCGAGAACUCAUGCAGCUCUUCUGCACUGCCUGUGAAGCCAGCUCUGAGGAUGAGGAUGAUGCUACCAGUACCAGCAACGCAGACCAGCUGUCUGACUGUGGGGACCUUCUGUCUGAAGAGGAGCUGGAUGAAUGA
Piliocolobus tephrosceles (Ugandan red Colobus) is the source of this 3795-nucleotide messenger RNA. Its product is annotated as GON-4-like protein. The transcript is spliced from 10 exons. NCBI's taxonomy places the organism in Eukaryota, Metazoa, Chordata, Mammalia, Primates, Cercopithecidae. Gene Ontology annotation, cellular component: nucleus. Gene Ontology annotation, biological process: regulation of DNA-templated transcription. The coding region runs from base 1 to 3795 and encodes 1264 amino acids. The record is from RefSeq and is a predicted model, not a curated record. Gene Ontology annotation, molecular function: transcription coregulator activity.